Xenopus tropicalis (tropical clawed frog) is the source of this 4358-nucleotide messenger RNA. It is a transcript of the gene armc2, whose product is annotated as armadillo repeat containing 2. The record is from RefSeq and is a predicted model, not a curated record. The coding region runs from base 163 to 2697 and encodes 844 amino acids. Lineage: Eukaryota; Metazoa; Chordata; Amphibia; Anura; Pipidae. The transcript has 18 exons.
CUACACAAACAUAUUUUUUCUCCUGGCCUCCUCUCCUGAGCUCAGCUUAACCAUUACAGUGCUCAAUACAAGCAGGACGUUUUAUUAAAAUUCACAGAAAAGCAUAGCUGCUGUAGUUCCAUUCUGAUGCUUAGCUGAAAUACCAGCUUCUGGAAGUGAAAUAUGAAUCAUUCCCAUGCUAAAAAUGCAGAGCCAUUCUACAAGCCUAGGACAUCGGCUAAAAAGACCAGUGCUGAGAUAAUAAAUGAGGCCAGAAAUUCUCUGCGAACACUGAGAACCCAACGUCCCUUUACACCAAGAGAAGAUCAAAGAAAGUUAUUUGGUCCUACUUCAAGCCGAACAUCAGAUAAUCGUCCACCAUCUGCAUUUAGCUUGCAUUCCUGCAGCUUUGAGUCUCCUGACUCAAGACCUGUUUCUGGGGCACGUCUGAACCCUUUACCUCAUAAACCCAAACUGCAUAUGACUUCAGCAUUUGACUCACAUAAGGAUAAUGUCCCUUGUAUACCCAUUCCCCCAAUGCAUCCUAUGCAAGCAGGGAUGAGUCGUCCAUGGUUACUCAGAGCAACAUCACAUGGAAAUCUACCUGAAAAUAUGGUUUCACCACAAGAAGGAACAAAUCAGCAACAUACAAGUCUUGCUCUGAAAGGCAAUUUGCCAGAAGACUUUCUUGGUGCCACCAGUCAUUAUCCAGAACCACGACAGAUUUCCAAAAUAGGAAUAAUAAACCAAACUUCUGAAAGACCAUGUGAACGUAGCAGCAAACAUAAGCAUGGCCCCAAUGGAAGUGAGAGCAGGCCUUCUUCUUGCCCAAGCAGAACCAGCAGUCCUUUACUGGGAAGUAAUUCAGGGUCUGAACCAGAAGCUACUGAGGCAGACGAGGAAACUCGCUUUUGGGAUGAGAAGAUUUGCCCAAUAGUGCAAGACUUAAACACUGCUCACUAUGAAAAAAAUCUGGAUGAUCUCUGUUCUCUAUGUGUUAAACUACACAAGGUCUUAGAAGAAGAAAAUAUGUUGGGAAAAAGAUGCAAAUGGAGGGUUGUGCUUUUGAAGACACUAUUCAAACUAGUAGACUUGGGUUCAGAUAAACUUGGAAUUAUUCUUGCAAAAUUAAUUCUAUCGCUUAAAGUGAGCGGCAGAAAUCUUCUGAAUAUAUGUAAACUUAUAUUUAAAAUAAGCAGAAGUGAAAACAAUGACUGCCUAUUUCAAAAUGAUGAAAUCAUUGAUUCUCUUCUCGAGAUUCUACAGAGUGAAGAUGUUCAAACAAAUAGCGAAGCUUUCUUGUACUGCAUGGGGUCAAUCAAAUUCCUUUCAGGAAACACAGCAAUCCUGAAUGACUUACUCAGGAAACAGGCCGUGGAAAUAUUAGUAAAGCUGAUGAAGGAGGUCACCCGUUCAAGCAAAUUUGCAGAGACAGCGUCUGCCAAUAUGAGCCAUCUACUAGUGCAGGUUACGGCAACUCUAAGAAACCUGGCUGAUCUUUCACAAUCAAGGGUCAAAUUUCUUGCCAGCAAUGCACUACCUGAACUGUGUACAUUGCUGGAGCACUAUGUUUGGGAUAAGGACAUCUGCACUAAUGUCUCACGGAUACUUAGCAAACUUUCAGUGUAUAAUGACUGUUGCAUGGCGUUAGCGGAUUGUCUCCAAUGUUACUCUUUGUUCUUAUCUGUGCUAAACAACCAUCCAGAGAAGCAGGACCUGGUUGUUCGCAUUGUUUUUACCCUAGGAAACUUAACAGCAAAGAAUAACAAGACACGUGAAAUGUUUUAUGAAGAACAAGGAAGUAUUAAAACUAUACUACGCUUGUUACACGUGUACUAUGAACUUGAUAUAAAGGCUAGCCAGUCUAUAGCCAUUCAACAGGAGAAAACCAUGGAGCUCAAAAAGCCUUCUGAAACUGAAGAUGUCCUAAUCAAAUUAAUAAGGGCACUAGCCAACUUGUGUAUUCAUCCAACUGUGGGCGCUGAACUCGCUGCUAAUCGUGACUGCAUUGCACUUCUAAUGCAAAUUCUUGAAUAUAAGUCGAUUGAUGAAUGUGAAGAGCUGGUGAUCAAUACUGCUGCAACAGUCAACAAUUUAUCUUUUUAUCAAGAUGACACUUCUGUUAUUACAAAGAAAAAGCUAGAGAUUUCUAAAUUGCUAUUUAAAUUAUUACUGUGCAACAACAUGGACGGGAUACUUGAAGCAGCACGAGUUUUUGGCAAUCUCUCUCGCUAUCAAGAUGUGCGCAGUUUUAUGAUGGAGAAGGAUGUUUACAAGUUCUUUGUUGCACUGCUGGAUUCUAAACACCAGGAGGUCUGCUUCUCUGCCUGUGGUGUCCUGAUUAACCUGACUGCGGAGCACAGUAACAGAGUCUUGUUGCAAGAAGAAGGUGCAGUUGAAAAAAUGAUUGACUGUUUGCGGGACUUUGCUUCUUCUGAUUGGCAGCUGGCUGGGUUGUUGUGCCAGGCACUAUGGAAUUUUCAUGAAAAUCUAGAAUAUGCAGAGCCAUGCUUUGCAGCUCAAGAGGCUGUUUCUCUCCUGGAAUUGCUGGCAUAUCUACUAGAUGAGCAAACAGCUUUGGACAACAGAUUAAAUGAAGAGUUAACAGAAUAUCACAAAGCGUGCUGGGAAGUGGAGUUCAAACCUGUGGCAUUUCAGCUCCUGGAAAGGCUUAAAAGGCAUCAUUCCUGUUUAGAACCGCUGCCUUCUCCAGUGUAGUCUUCACUUUGGUUUUCCAGUUUGUAUUUAUAUAAAGAGAUGAUGUUGUAAGUUAUUUAUAUAAAUGUUACUGUGUGUGCUAGAUAACUGCAGUGCAUGUCUUGUUUACAAAAAAAAAUAAUAACUUUCUAUUGGUUCUGUUAAUAUAUUUAAGAUACUUGAAAAUUAUCUUUAAAGGGGCAGUUUACCUUAAAAUUAAUGGAGUCCUCCACCCAAUAAAAAGUGAAUAAUGAAAAAAAACUUAAUUCAAAGCAACUUUACAAUAUACAGAAAUAAAAAAUGUUCAGUAAUUAAAGGUAAUAUAGGGAUCUUUUACUCAACUCUGAGGUGUAAGUACUAGCAUGCACCCCCUUAGUGCUUACUUAAGAAGCACUUGCAGCCAGGGGAAAGUUACGCUUUGCUCCUUGUGAAAAGUGAAAAUCCAGUGUGAGGGGUGAAGCACAGCAUCAAUGUGUCCUUAGUGGCUGCCACAGGACAGGAGGUAAGGACUGAUCCCUUUUGGGCCUUCUCCUCCUGUUGUUCCCUAACUUAAGUUAUGGGACAGAAUAAGAAUGAGAAAAAGAAUAGCCAAUUGUGGCCUUCAUUGCACUUUGCAUACUGUGUUCUUCUCCAUAAAUGGACCCCAAAUAUGCCUCUUUUUUCUGCUUUCCUGGCCCUGACUCCUGAAACAAUGUUGCAAGCAAGUUGAUUGAAAUUCAUUAAAAGACCUAGAGGAGAUCUAACUCCUGUUACACUUUUUUAAAGGACAUGUAAAACUUUCAUGGGGGGAAAUUAGGCACCCCCAGUAAAAUACUCCUUUUUAGAGAAAAUGUCAUGGGGCUGUGGAAAUGUGCUUCACGGGCCUUUUCAUAAUUCUCCAGCCCUUUGCCUAUUGGCCAUUGUACAUACGCAUUUGAGUAAAACGUGCUAGAGUCUAUGCAAGGGACAUGUGGGCCACAGGGAGAAAAGUAAAAUGUUGGUGCAGCUCUUAUUUUUUUUACAGGUUUUGUUUUCUCGGAAAUCCAAACCCAUGGGGAAAAAUUUGUGAUUUACACGUAACUUUAAAAGCACUGAAAACCUUGAGUAAAUGUAUAUUGGAAAGUCGCUUAUGAUAUUUGAUUUCAUUAUGCAAUACAAUGGUAUUUGGGUGGAGGACCCCUUUCAGUGUGUUUAAAUCAGUGAUAUCCUGAGGCAACUUGCAGACAGUUUUCAUUUUUAUUUUUCAGUUUUAGAAUGGUUUGCCAUUAUAGUCUGCUCUUUUCCUGCCGGUAAUUUACUGUACUCUCUGGUUGCUGGGAUCAGCGACCCUAACAAGAAGAAAGCUGAUUCUGCUAAAACUACAUUGUUUAGAUUUGUGUCACUUUUCUUUCUGAUCAGACCCGCUUCUAAUUAUCCUCCAGUCUGCAAUGGUAACUACUGUACAGUUGCUAGAGUUAACAGGACCCAACCUACCAGUUUAGUUUAGCUUCCAGACUUCCAGAGAGCUAUAAGUUAUUUUCAAGGUGGACUGCCCCAUUCUUUAUAAUAGAAAUGGCUUUCUACAAAAUUGCAAAUGUUCCUUAAUUUUUCAAUCUAUGAAAACACUGUGUGAUCCAUGGAAUUUGCUUGAAAAUUAUUGAACGGGAUACUGUCAUAACAAGAUUACUAUCUUUUUAUGAUAAUAAAAUUUAUUUUUUACAUAA